Bufo bufo (common toad) is the source of this 887-nucleotide messenger RNA. RefSeq names its product cystatin F (gene CST7). Gene Ontology annotation, biological process: negative regulation of microglial cell activation; positive regulation of myelination; immune response. Gene Ontology annotation, molecular function: cysteine-type endopeptidase inhibitor activity. Gene Ontology annotation, cellular component: lysosome; endoplasmic reticulum; late endosome. Bases 279 to 746 code for a protein of 155 amino acids. NCBI's taxonomy places the organism in Eukaryota, Metazoa, Chordata, Amphibia, Anura, Bufonidae. The transcript has 4 exons. The record is from RefSeq and is a predicted model, not a curated record.
UUACAAUUGACAUAAUUAGGCAAUAUGGUAAAUAUUCCAAUAGAUAUUCCGUAUCCCUACAAUUUAUCUGUAACUCGUCUUAUCUAAUGAUCUCAUUAUGUAAAUGAGCGCCUCUCAGUGUCAGUGGUCAGGGUGGUUAACAGGGCCGUGCAUUGCUAGUAACAGGAAGACUAUGGUACAGACCAGUAAGUUUCCACACACAAACUCAUCUUCCUGUGAGAUUCUUACAUACUCUGCAGCCUCCUCCUCAUCAGCUCCUCUGAGAACUACAAGACAACAUGGCUGCUCCCUGGAGCCUUGUGAUCCUCCUAUUCCUAGCAGCCAGAGGUUCACCUGGGACCUUCAGCGACACCCGCUCAACCACUGUAGACCCUGGUUUUCCUAGAAAUGCCAGCACUAAUGACCCCGAAGUUAAGAAAGCAAUGAGGCUAACUGUUUAUGCCUUUAAUAACAUGUCCAAUGAUGUCUAUCUCUCUAAAGAGUUAGAAAUACAGAAAGCCAUGAUACAGGUUGUUAAAGGAAUUAAAUAUAUGUUACUGGCAAAAUUGGCAAGAACGGUUUGUAAAAAGAACACAGAAUAUAUUUUGGAUCAGUGUGAAUUUCAAAAAGAGCCUUUGAAAAAAGUGUUCACAUGCUAUUCCGAGGUAUGGAAGAUCAGCUGGUUGCACUUCGAAAAAGUGUCUGUCCUAGAGUGCAGUCAGGCUCCAGCUAGACCAAGAACUCAAGACCACAGACAGCUGCUUUAGCAACUUCUAUCUGCUGUUUGAAGACCAGCUCAGUUGAAGAAAUAAAAAAUAAUAAUAAAUACUAUCUAAAAAAUGUAUGUCUACAUCCCACACUUAGGGUACUUUCACACUUGCGGCAGAGGAUUCCGGCAGGCAGUACCG